AUGGACCUCCAAAAAUCAAUCUCCAAGUGCCAAGAAGAUGUUGCUCUCAGCUUCACUAAGCAUUUGCUCUCAAAAGAAGAAUAUCAGGAGCAGAACAUCGUGUUUUCACCCUUGUCUCUUCAUGUAGCACUCAGCGUCAUUGCAGCUGGUGCACAAGGUCGCACACUUGACGAGCUUCUUUCCUUCCUCCGAUCUGACUCCGUUGACCAUCUCAACACCUUCUUCUCGAAGGUCGUCUCUGCUGUGUUCUCCGACGAUGAUGACGUUGCUCCUUCACAUCACCCUUCCUUUGUCAAUGGAAUGUGGGCUGAUAAAUCCCUUUCCUUUUUGCAUUCUUACAAACAACUUGUGGCCACUCAUUACAAGGCCACUCUAGCUUCAGUUGAUUUUAUGACCAAGGCUGAUCAAGCGUGCCAUGAAGUGAAUUCAUGGGUUGAAAAAAAGACUAAUGGCCUUAUCAAAGAGCUUCUUCAUCCCAGUGCAAUAAACAAAUUAACUAGGCUAAUCUUUGCAAAUGCAUUGCACUUCAAGGGUGAGUGGGAACGCAAGUUUGAUGCUUCAAGAACAUACAAGUAUCAUUUCCACCUCCUUAAUGGCAAGUCAGUCCAGGUUCCCUUCAUGAGAGAUCAUGAGGAUCAGUAUAUAACAGCUUUUGAUGGUUUCAAAAUCCUCCGUCUUCCUUAUAAACAAGGUACAGAUAAAAAACGUCAGUUUUCCAUGUACAUUUUACUUCCGGAUGCAAAAGAUGGACUUUCAACUUUAAUUGAAAAGAUGGCUUCAGAAUCUGGUUUCUUGGAUGACAAGCUACCUCAGCAAAAGGUUCAAGUGUGUUCCUUUCUGAUUCCAAGAUUCGAUAUUUCUUUUGAAUUUGAAGCUUCUGAUGUGCUAAAGGAGUUGGGAGUAGUGUUGGCUUUUUCUAGAGGAGAAGCAGAUUUUACAAAAAUGGUGAAGGGGAAUUCUCCUUUGGAUGAAUUAUAUGUGGAAGGCAUAAUUCAAAAAGCUUUCAUUAAGGUAAAUGAGAAAGGCACAGAAGCUGCUGCUGUUACCACUCUGCGUUUAUGUGGAGGGGGUGGUCCUCCACCGGGUAUAAAAUUUGUAGCUGACCACCCUUUCCUCUUCUUGAUUAGAGAAGAUUUCACUGGCACAACCCUUUUUAUUGGCCAGGUGCACCAUCCUCUUGACGGAGGUCAUGAUUCUUUUCAUUGUGCAUUAUAUAAUAGACCAGCCAAUCUUUUGAAGGAUUUAGGAAUAGAAUACCUUGUCCGCCCUUCAGGCAAUACAGUGGAGGAGAAAGAGUCUAGAGAUUUUGGCCGGAAGAGAAUAGAGAAGAGGAAGAUGAUGGUGAUGACAACGGUGCUGAUAAGCCUGAGGUUCCACCGAAGAGGAAGUGGUUAA
Molecule: messenger RNA, 1395 nt
Organism: Lotus japonicus
Lineage: Eukaryota; Viridiplantae; Streptophyta; Magnoliopsida; Fabales; Fabaceae
Product: serpin-ZX-like
Exons: 4
Coding region: 1-1395 (464 amino acids)
Molecular function (GO): serine-type endopeptidase inhibitor activity
Source: RefSeq, a predicted model, not a curated record